Knipowitschia caucasica is the source of this 873-nucleotide messenger RNA. Lineage: Eukaryota; Metazoa; Chordata; Actinopteri; Gobiiformes; Gobiidae. The record is from the annotation of a GenBank genome assembly.
AUGGAAAUUCAACCGUCACAAGAGGGAGAAAAAUUACAGAACGGAUCUGUUCCCAGGUCGAGAAGAAAGAGCUCCAACACCGAAUUAAGCAUAAACUCUUCUAACGUGAGCGAUGAGGAGUCGCUCUGCUCCAUGGUUCUGCAGAUACUGGUGCCAUUCCUGUUGGCUGGUCUGGGGACAGUUUCAGCCGGGAUGCUUCUAGAAGUGGUCCAGACGUGGGAUGUAUUUCUGGAGAUUACGGAGCUCCUCAUACUGGUCCCUGCGGUGUUGGGAAUGAAAGGGAAUCUUGAAAUGACUCUGGCCUCUAGACUUUCAACUGCUGUAAAUGCAGGGAAAAUUGAUCUUCCAGCUGAAAGGUGGAUGGUAAUUACUGGUAAUCUUGCACUUAAACAGCUGCAGGCCACAGUUCUGGGUCUCCUGGCUGCACUCAUGGCCACUUUGCUCGGCUGGAUGGCAGAGGGAAAAAUGCCCUCGUACCACUUCGUUAUUUUGUCUUCCACCAGUCUCUUUACUGCCUUCGUAGCCUCUCUACUCCAAGGGUUUAUCAUGGUUGGAGUAAUCAUUGGCGCAAAGCGGUUGGGACUCAACCCCGACAAUGUGGCGACGCCAAUGGCAGCCAGCUGUGGGGACAUCAUCACUCUGGCAUUACUGGCCUGCUUCAGCCAGUGGGUCCACACUCUCAUGGAACAGAACCCAUUUGUACUGUUCCUGGUGGACUUUGCAAUCGUUUGCCUCAUCCCCGUCUGGAUCAUCAUCUGCUCCAAACAUCCAGACACUCUGAUUCUCCUGCGUACAGGCUGGGAACCCAUCAUCACUGCAAUGGUCAUAAGCAGGAUGGGUUUGACCACGACUCAGAGGAACUGGGACACAUGA